AUGGGCGCCUCUGCCCAGCACGCUUUUACUACGGAGUCCUCUCCGAACGAUCCGUAUGUCUAUCAAGUUGGAUUUGGGAACAGAUUCUCUUCUGAAGCCAUCCCCGGGACUCUGCCUCGAUCAUGUAAUGUACCGCAGAAAGUAAAGUACAACCUUUAUUCCGAGCAGCUCAACGGUUCGACUUUCGUUGCCUCUCGAACCGACAUUCAAAAUGCCUGGUUUUACCGCGUAUUCCCAUCUGUAGCCCACGGAGAUAUUAUAAAGAUGCCACGAAACCCAGAUAUCGAGUCAAGAUUCACAUCUGGGAAUGAGAAUGUUGAGUUCGUUCCCGGAGGACUCUGCUGGAGAGCAUUCCCCGUGCCAAAGGCAGGCGGUCCGACUAUCGACUUCGUCCAGGGGCUCAAGACGAUAGUUGGAAACGGCGAAUCAACAACCAAAGACGGCUUGGCUGUACACGUGUACGCCGCAAACUCUUCGAUGAAGAAACGCGCAUUCUGCAGCAAUGACGGUGACAUGCUGUUCGUGCCUCAGACUGGCAGGCUGGACAUACAGACAGAAUUCGGGAGAAUGAUGGUACGGCCUGGCGAGCUGGCGGUGAUCCAGAGUGGCAUCCGCUUCAAGGUCGGGUUGCCGGAUGGUCCGGCCCGGGGUUACAUCCAAGAGAUAUUCGGGAGCCGGUACGAGCUGCCAGAACUAGGACCGCUCGGAAGCAACGGGAUGGCUUUGCCUCGCGAUUUCGAGUUCCCCGUCGCCUCCUUUGACAUGGAUACUUCAGAGUGGGAGAUCGUGUAUAAACUGGCUGGCAAGCUGUGGUCAUGCAAACAGAAUCACACGCCCUUUGACGUGGUUGCAUGGGAUGGCAACUACGUGCCUUUCAAGUAUGCCGCCGAAAAGUUUGUCAACGCCGCCUUUGUGGACAAGGACCAAGCCGACCCUAGUUUGUACACCGUCUUGACGGCGAGGUCCAAGAUGCCUGGGGUACCCGCAACGGAUGUCAUGUUCUUCACGCCAAAGUGGUCUUCGGCGACGAAUACCUUUCGACCUCCCUAUUACCACCGAAACAUGUCGACCGAGGUGGUAGGAAUCGUAUACGGCGGUUACAAGGGGACCAGUCGCAACUUGGAAGCUGGUGGCCUGAGUUUCCAAUCGAGCUUCAUGCCUCACGGAGAAACACAUGAGGCGUUUGUGCAGGCGACCACCAACGAAUUGAAGGCCCAACGCGUGGGAGAAGGAUUCCUCGGAUUCAUGUUCCAGAUCAGUACUCACUGCGCGGUGACACAAUACGCCUUGGAAAGAACCGGAGUGCUGGAAGUACCGCCGGCAUCUCUCUGGGACUCGAUGCAAGGUCACUUUCUCGAGCACGCCGAAGAAGUGAAUAGCGACUUGCGAAGACGAGGCCUUCCGACCCUCGGGGCUACCCUGGGCCAUUGA
This is a messenger RNA of Colletotrichum godetiae, 1431 nucleotides long. RefSeq names its product homogentisate 1,2-dioxygenase. Lineage: Eukaryota; Fungi; Ascomycota; Sordariomycetes; Glomerellales; Glomerellaceae. The record is from RefSeq and is a predicted model, not a curated record. The coding region runs from base 1 to 1431 and encodes 476 amino acids. Gene Ontology annotation, biological process: L-phenylalanine catabolic process. The transcript has 11 exons. Gene Ontology annotation, cellular component: cytoplasm. Gene Ontology annotation, molecular function: homogentisate 1,2-dioxygenase activity.